UUUUGGCUCAAGGGGGGGGGCCGUUUUUGCGGCCGGCGGCGGGGGCCUCUCGCGCUCGGGGGGCCGGAGCGGGGCUUCUGCUCCUGGAGACGCCCGGGGGAGGCCGCCCCUCCGCGGGCCGUCCUCCGCGCCGCGGGGCCCUGAGGCGAGUUCGCUCCUCGGGGGCGGCGGCGGCGAUGGUCACGAAGUCCGCGGUCAUCGGCAUCGACCUGGGCGCCUCCGAGUCCUACGUUGCCUACGUGGGGAAGGGCAUCGUGGACGUCGUACAGAACGAGGUGUCCAAGCGCGCCACUCCGACGCUGGCUAGCUUCAACGACCGCGAGCGCAUGUUGGGCGACCAGGCCCUGGCCCAGAUUCGCUCCAACGCCAAGAACACGUGUAGGAACUUCAAGCACCUGUUGGGCAGGAAGCUGGACUCGCCCGACCUGGAGAAGGAGCACUUCUGGUCCCUGUCAAAGCUGGCGGAGACGGACGACGGGUUUGCUGGCUACGAUGUCAUCUACAAAGGUGAGCAACGGGCCAUGUCCGCCACGGUCGUCACCGCCAUGUACCUCACCAAGCUCAGGGAGAUCACAGAGAAGUGGUGCCAGGCCAAGGUGGCGGACGCGGUCAUCUCGGCGCCGUCUUGCUAUUCGGACGUCCAGAGACAGGCGCUCCUGGACGCGGCGAAGAUCGCCGGGCUGUCGGUGCUGCGCAUCAUGAACGAGCACACGGCAACCGCCCUUGCUUACGGCAUCUACCGGUCCAACGACUUUGACCCAGAGAAGCCGAUGACCGUCGCGUUCUGCUCCAUGGGGCACUCGAUAUUCUCGGUGUCCAUCGUGCAGUUCGUGCGUGGCCGGCUGACGGUCCUCUGCGAGAGGAACGACAAGGUCGGGGGGCGGGACCUCGACGAAUGCCUGAUGCGGGCGUUCGCCGCCCAGUUCAAGGCGAAGGUCGGGUGCGACCCCCUCUCGAACAAGAAGUCGGCUUACAAGCUCGAGGAUGCGGUGACGAAGACGAAGAAAGUCCUCUCGGCCAACAGCGAGGCCCCCGUCACGGUGGAGUGCCUCAUGGAGGAUCACGACUUCUCCAGCAACAUGCAGCGCGCCGACCUGGAGAAGAUGUGCGAGCCGGCGAUCGUCAGGGUCAAGGCCGUGCUGGAGGCCGCCAAGGCGGCAUGCGGCUUGACGAUGGAUCAAAUAGACUCUGUGGAGAUGGUGGGCGGCGGGUCGCGCGUGCCGUGGGUGAAGGAGGUCUGCAAGGAGGCGUUCGGGAAGGAGCUCUCCACCACCAUGAACCAGGAAGAGAGCGUCGCCAGGGGGUGCGCUUUGCAGGCGGCCAUCCUGUCGCCGCUCUACAAGGUUCGGGACUUCAAGGUCGAGGACUCCUCGCCCUUCGCGGUCGAGAUUGGCUGGACUGGCAGCGCGGCCGACGCGCAGGCCACGAAGGACGACGACUUCGGCGACACCCACAUGGCUGGCGGGGAGGGCGAGACCAAGACGGCCACGGUUUUCCCGGAUGGGUCCCUGAUGGACUUGACGAAGAUGAUGACUUUCUACAGGAGAGAGGCGUUCGACGUCAAGGCGUUCUUCAGCGAGGGGAGCGCACUGCUGCCCAACACGCCCAAGGAGCUCGGUAAUUGGCGGGUGGAGCUGCCGACCCAGGAGGAGCCCAAGAAGGUGAAGGUCAAGGCUAAGCUCACCUUGCACGGCACCUUCAACAUUGAGGGCGCCCAGCUCCUCGAGGAAGAGGAGUAUGAGGAGAUCGUCAAGGAGAAGCGCGAGCUGCCCCCGGAGCCAGAGGGCAAGGCCGAGGAGCCCGAGGGGGCGGAGGCCGAGGACGACGACAGGGACAAGGGCGACAAGGAGGAGCCGAAGGAGCCGAAGGAGCUGGCCAAUGACGCCGAGGCGGCGCCGGCCGCCGAGGCCGAGGAGGCCAAGCCGGAGGGCGCAGCGGAGCCCGCCGCGCCGCAGGGCGCGGGUGGCGACGAGGCCGCGCCAGAGGCCGCCGCGAAGGGCGAGGAGGAGAAGAAGGACGAGGACGGCGACGAGCCGAUGCCCGACGCCGCCAAGGGCGGGGAGGAGGCCGGCGAGCCGUCGCCCGGCGCCAACGGGGAGCAGAAGGGCGACGCCGAGGAGAAAUCCAAGAACGGGCACGCCGUCGAGCCGGAGAGGCCCAAGAAGAAGAGGAAAAAGGAACCGGAGAAGAGGUACGAGUGGAUCGAGGUCGUGAAGAAGAAGAGGCGGACGAAGCGCACCGACCUGGAGGUGACCGUGGGGGGCCGGCCUGGGCUCAGCGACGCGGUGAUCCAGGAGAAAAUGGACGAGGAGACAGCCAUGCAGGCGGACAUGAAAGAGAUCAUCGAGACCGACGAGAAGCGGAACGACUUGGAGUCUUACAUAUUCCAGAUCCGGGACAAGGUCACCGAGAGUGGAGAAUAUGGUCCAUUCCUCUCUGGGCCAGACAGGGAAAAGUUUUCCACCGAGCUGACGCAGGCGGAGGACUGGCUGUACGACCACCCCGAAGGGACCAAGAUCGAGUACAUAGACAAGCUCGAUGAGCUGAAAAAUACUGGCGACGUGGCUGUGUGGAGAUUCGAGGAGGCCCGCAUGCGGGAGGACUGGAUCAAGGCAGUCCAAGGCACAGUGGAGAACUACCGCAACGCCGCCCAGUCGCCUGGGGACAAGUACGGCCACAUCGCCGCGAAGAAAUUGGCGAAGAUCGUCGGUGCUUGCAACGAUCUCGAAAAGUGGCUUAGGGACACGCAGGCCAAGCAGGAGGCUAUGCCAAAGCACGAGAAGCCGGUGCUGAUAUGCGCCGACAUGGAGAAGAGGAAUCAGGAGCUCGCCAGGGUGGCCGACGAGAUCCUGAGAGAGCCGAAGCCGCCGGCGCCCAAAGCGGAGAAGAAGGAACCCAAGGGGGACAGCAACGACGGCAAGGAUGGACCCCAGGACGAAGCCCUCAAGGAGGACGGGGAGAAGAAGGAAGAGCCGGCCGCGGAGGAGAAGGAGGCGCCGCCGCCGAACCCGCCGGCCCCUAAGAGGGACGAGAUGGACGUGGACUGAGCAGCGCGCUCGUUUUGUCUGCCCUCCUUCCUCCCGCUCCCCCUGCGCUCAUCGCCUCCCCUCGCUCCCCCUCGUCGCUACCUUCCGCUGCGUGCACGCUGCCUGUGGCCCGUGGGGGCCCGUCUGUCUGCGGGUGUGACGGCGGUGGCAGCUGCGGCCGCGCGGCCAGCCGGAGCGACGCAUGGAGCAUGGUAGCCGGGGGGGUUUGGCUGACCUCUCGGGGCGGUCCGAGGAGGAGAAAGGGAGGGGAAGGCGAGCGAAACAGGGUUGCCAGGGGCCGCGCCGUGGUGCGGCCGUGCAGCCCGCAGUUCCGCGGUAGGUCAGAUCGUUGUGUGGUAGCCCGCGCAUCACAGGCAUGUUGGUAUCCCACGACGCGGCGCCCAUCCCUUCUCUCUCUCUCUCUCUCUUUCUGACACCCGCCUCCUCAUCCCUCUCUCCACUCCGCAGGUUGCCGGGGCUAGCCGGCAGCUUGCGGGCCCGCGUGUACCCGACAGACCAUGGUGGCUCUGCGCUCCACAGACGGGCACAAGCGCCUGCGGUGUGGAAGUAAAACAA
Messenger RNA from Prorocentrum cordatum, 3602 nucleotides. Lineage: Eukaryota; Dinophyceae; Prorocentrales; Prorocentraceae. The record is from the annotation of a GenBank genome assembly.